AUGUAUUCAUCAGCUCAAAAGGCGAAAAGACGCGUACACGGGCGUGAACGACCAGAGUUGACCGAGGAGCAAAAACAGGAGAUCAAAGAGGCGUUUGAGCUGUUUGAUGCAGACAAGGACAGCUGCAUCGACUACCACGAACUCAAAGUCGCGAUGCGCGCUCUCGGGUUUGAUCUCAAAAAGGCAGAAGUACUCAAGCUGCUCAGAGAUCAUGACAAGAGCGGCCACGGGUUGAUGGAGUAUGACGACUUUGCAAAGAUUAUGGCCGAGAAGAUACUUGCGCGGGACCCUGCAGAAGAGAUUCGACGCGCGUUCCAGCUCUUUGACGAUGACAAUACGGGCAAGAUUACUAAAAAGAAUCUGAAACGCGUUGUACGCGAGCUCAACGAGACACUCGACGAUGAUGAACUACAAGCCAUGAUCGAUGAAUUCGACUUGGAUGGAGAUGGCGAGAUCAACGAGCAGGAAUUUUUUGCCAUCAUGACCGACGACACGUAG
This is a messenger RNA of Serendipita indica DSM 11827, 498 nucleotides long. The record is from the annotation of a GenBank genome assembly. NCBI's taxonomy places the organism in Eukaryota, Fungi, Basidiomycota, Agaricomycetes, Sebacinales, Serendipitaceae.